AUGACCGACCUGGGUUGGCAGCGGAAUUCGGCAAAAAGUUGGGUACGCAACCUUGGUAGAAAAGAAUUAAAAAGUGAUAAUACUAUUUUAUUUCAGAGAAGUACGUUUAAGUCCAAGCUAGCCACCCGACUUAGGACAAUAUCCAACUCAAAGAAUGCAAUAAAUACUAUAUCUGAUGUCACGUACGACUUUAACGACAUCAAUAGUAUCAUUGCGAAGGAAUCAUUUGAUAGUCCUGACACAGAGAAGCGGAUUAUUCAUAAUGCAAACAGUGUUGUCGAAUCAUUAAAAGAAGAUGAAAAGACAAACAAAAGAAAGAAAUAUAAACAAUUAUUGAAAGUUAAACAGAUGAAAAUGGAACAAAAGACGGAACUAAAAGCGAAAACCAAGAAAACAUGUCACGAAUGCGACGAAGACCAGUUUGAGUGCGGCAAUGGGCAUUGUGUACCAAAAUGUUGGAAAUGUGACGGUAUGGAUGACUGUGGAGACAAUUCAGAUGAAGAACACUGCAAUGAAAAUGGGUGUGGUGGUGGCCAAUUCACCUGUCUAAUCAAUUGUAAACCUGCUCACUGGGAAUGUGAUGGCAUGGAUGACUGUGGGGACAACUCGGAUGAAGAACACUGCAAUGGCGGUAGUGGUGGAUGCGGAGACUAUGAAUUCACUUGUGCUAAUGGCUAUUGUAAACCUGCUGACUGGGAAUGUGAUGGCAUGGAUGACUGUGGAGACAAUUCAGAUGAAGAACACUGCAAUGGCGGUGGAUGUGGAGUUGGUGAGUUUACAUGCACUAAUGGCAAUUGUAAACCUGCUGACUGGGAAUGUGAUGGCAUGGAUGACUGUGGAGACAAUUCAGAUGAAGAACACUGCAAUGGUGGUGGAUGUGGAGUUGGUGAGUUUACAUGCAUUAAUGGCAAUUGUAUACCUGCUGACUGGGAAUGUGAUGGCAUGGAUGACUGUGGAGACAAUUCAGAUGAAGAACACUGCAAUGGCGGUGGAUGUGGUGUUGGUGAGUUUACUUGCACUAAUGGCAAUUGUAAACCUGCUGACUGGGAAUGUGAUGGUAUGGAUGACUGUGGAGACAAUUCAGAUGAAGAACAAUGCAAUGGUGGUGGAUGCGGUGGUGGCCAAUUCACCUGUGCUAAAGGCAAUUGUAUACCUGCUCACUGGGAAUGUGAUGGCAUGAAUGACUGUGAAGACAAUUCAGAUGAAGAACACUGUGGGGAUGGUGGAGAAGGGGUAGAAUGGUCUGCUUGGUCAGAGUGGGGACCGUGUAGUGUUAGCGGGGACAACUGUGGAACAGGUGAAAGAUCGAGAACACGUCAAUGUCUGAACACUGGUAAUACCGGUUGCAUGCAUGGCGAGUCAGUGGAGUACCAGCUAUGCGCCACCCUGCACAACUGUGUAGAAGCAGACUCGGGGUGCGGUAGCCGAAUUAUAGCCAGCGAACCUCGCAUAGUCGGUGGACAAAACGCUUUGCCCGGGGAGUGGCCAUGGCAAGCACAGUUAUAUAGCAUAGCAAAUGAUAUUGCGGCAUGUGGUGGAACACUUGUUGGACCAAGACACGUUGUAUCAGCAGCUCACUGCUUUGAUAACCCUCCAAACCCCACGGCCUGGAAAGUUCGUCUUGGUAGAUAUACUCGUGGCAGACCACUCAGUGCCGCUGAUUCCCAGUCAGUUGAGGUUGACGUUGUAAAAAUCAUACUGCACGAAGAUUAUGACAAACCAGUGGAUAGCGACAACGACAUCGCAUUACUUACUCUAAGUAAUGAUGUCGAUACCAGCGACUUUAUCAACUACGCUUGCCUUGAUAAACAAAUUACAUUUUCUACGAACAGCUCAUGUUUUGUCACAGGAUGGGGAACAUUGCAUCAAGGUGGAUUCCAACCCAAUAUUCUACAGGAAGCAGUGGUUCCUAUUCUUCCCGAUGACAUUUGUAGAACCCUUAAUGGACAAACCAGUAUAACGGACAACAUGAUGUGUGCCGGUUACAUUGCUGGGGGUAUCGAUUCUUGUCAGGGUGAUUCUGGCGGUCCGCUUGUCUGUAUUCACACGCACCCACAGACUGGUAUUAGUCGUUGGUAUCUUGCUGGCGUAACAAGUUGGGGAUAUGGUUGUGCUCAGGCGAAUAACCCUGGUGUGUACACGCGAGUUCCUCGGUACUAUACUUGGCUACAGGACCAUGGUGUCAUGCUAUAACUGAGUGACCCGACUAACGAUACACUAUGACAUUGUCAUUAUAAUUUGAUCUCUUUUUUUGAAAAUUCUGCGAUGAAUAGAAACAUAACAAAGUAGAUAACUAGUUUCUUCUUAAAAGGUGUACAAUUGCCUAUGGUUAAUAUCUGGGACAUUUCUACUUACAUGUAAGUUUCACUUCUAUAUGCUUUUACAUCAGUGAAUAAAGUAGUUUUUUGCAUAAA
Molecule: messenger RNA, 2414 nt
Organism: Saccoglossus kowalevskii
Lineage: Eukaryota; Metazoa; Hemichordata; Enteropneusta; Harrimaniidae
Biological process (GO): proteolysis
Molecular function (GO): serine-type endopeptidase activity; protein binding
Source: RefSeq, a predicted model, not a curated record